AUGGAAACCCCUUUUCUGCUCGGAAUGAAAAGUUACAGAACCUCAAUUCUUGUGGUACUAAGUCUGGUAAUAAUUCUCAAUGGGCAGAGCACUUUCGCGGCACGAGCUAGCGCCGAGAGCAAGGUUCAUAUUGUUUAUUUGGGUGAGACGCAGCAUGAUGAUCCAGAGUUUGUCACAGAAUAUCAUCAUCAGAUGUUGUGGUCUCUUCUUGGAAGUAAAGAGGAUGCCCAUGAUUCAAUGGUGUACAGUUACCGACAUGGCUUCUCAGGUUUCGCGGCCAAGCUUACCAAGUCCCAAGCCAAAAAAUUAGCGGAUUUACCUGAAGUUGUUCAUGUCAUACCGAAUAGUUUCUACAAGCUGGCAACAACUCGGACUUGGGACUACUUAGGCCUUUCUGCCGCCAAUCCAAAGAAUCUUCUAAAUGAAACUAAUAUGGGUGAACAAAUGAUCAUCGGCAUUAUUGAUACAGGAGUAUGGCCUGAAUCUGAAGUAUUUAACGACAAUGGGAUUGGGCCUGUGCCUAGCCACUGGAAAGGAGGCUGUGAAUCAGGAGAGAGAUUCAAUUCUUCUCACUGCAAUAAAAAGCUCAUCGGAGCAAAGUAUUUCAUCGAUGCUUUUCUCGCAGAGUACGAAAGCUUCAACUCCACAGAAUCACUUGACUUCAUUUCCCCUAGAGACUUUGAUGGUCAUGGCACGCAUGUUGCCACCAUUGCGGGCGGUUCGUACGUGCCCAACAUAAGCUACAAGGGGUUAGCCGGAGGGACUGUGAGAGGUGGGGCACCACAUGCCCGUAUAGCAAUGUACAAGGCUUGUUGGUAUCUGGAUGAUGAAGACUUAACGACUUGUGCUUCCGCUGACAUCUUGAAAGCAAUGGACGAAGCUAUGCAUGAUGGUGUUGAUGUUCUGUCUGUCUCUCUAGGAUCUAGAGUCCCUAUGUACCCAGAAACUGAUGUUCGCGCUGGAAUAGCUACUGGGGCAUUUCAUGCAGUCUUAAAGGGUAUCACAGUUGUUUGUUCAGGUGGUAACUCUGGCCCAGAAGCUCAGACCGUUACAAACACAGCUCCAUGGAUCGUGACAGUUGCUGCAACUACUCUAGAUCGGUCCUUUGCCACGCCUGUUACACUUGGGAACAAUAAAGCGAUAUUGGGUCAAGCAUUGUACACAGGUCCAGAACUUGGCUUCUCUAGCUUGGUUUACCCUGAGAAUCCAGGGAAUAGCAACGAAAGUUUUUCUGGUACCUGUGAGUUUCUUUCCCUCAAUUCUAACAGUACAAUGGCCGGGAAAGUCGUGUUAUGUUUCACUACAUCACCUUACAGUGGUUCUGUGUCGAGGGCUGCACGUUAUGUGAAGAGAGCAGGUGGUCUUGGCGUAAUCAUUGCGAAACACCCAGGCUACGCACUCCGGCCAUGUCUAGAUGAUUUCCCUUGUGUUUCUAUUGACUACGAGCUUGGGACCGAUAUACUUAUGUACAUACGUUCCAGUGGAGCGCCUGUUGUGAAAAUACAACCUUCUAGAACACUCAUCGGACAACCAGUUGGUACAAAGGUGGCAACUUUCUCAUCAAGGGGACCUAAUUCGAUUGCAGCUGCGAUCCUGAAACCAGAUAUAGCAGCACCAGGAGUGAGCAUAUUGGCGGCUACAACCACCAAUACCACUUUCAACGACCGAGGAUUCAUUAUGCUGUCAGGAACAUCAAUGGCGGCUCCUGCCAUUUCAGGAGUUGUUGCUCUUCUCAAAGCUCUGCACCGUGAUUGGUCUCCUGCUGCCAUUAGAUCAGCCAUUGUCACUACAGCUUGGAGAACAGAUCCAUUUGGAGAGCAGAUUUUUGCAGAAGGGUCACCCCGGAAGCUAGCUGAUCCGUUCGACUAUGGUGGAGGCCUUGUGAAUCCAGAGAAAGCGGCAAAACCAGGUCUUGUAUACGACUUGGGCCUCGAAGACUAUGUUCUAUACAUGUGCUCUGUUGGUUACAACGACUCAUCAAUCUCUCCGCUUGUCGGUAAAGUAACCGUCUGUUCGAAUCCCACACCGUCAGUUCUUGAUUUCAACUUGCCUUCCAUCACAAUCUCAAAUCUCAAAGAAGAAGUCACCUUCACCAGAACCCUCACUAACGUUGGACCACUCGAGUCGGUCUAUAAAGUAUCGGUCGAGCCACCGUUGGGCGUUCAAGUUACCGUGACGCCAGAGACGCUAGUGUUCAACUCAACAACCAAAAAGGUCUCAUUCAAAGUCAAAGUGUCGACCACACACAAAAUCAAUACAGGUUACUACUUUGGAAGCUUGACUUGGCGUGACUCGGUGCAUAACGUUACAAUUCCUUUGUCUGUGAGAACACAAAUUCUGCAGAACUACUACGAUGAGAAUUGA
Arabis nemorensis is the source of this 2364-nucleotide messenger RNA. The record is from the annotation of a GenBank genome assembly. NCBI's taxonomy places the organism in Eukaryota, Viridiplantae, Streptophyta, Magnoliopsida, Brassicales, Brassicaceae.